Stegastes partitus (bicolor damselfish) is the source of this 9334-nucleotide messenger RNA. Its product is annotated as voltage-dependent calcium channel subunit alpha-2/delta-1-like. The transcript is spliced from 39 exons. Bases 311 to 3571 code for a protein of 1086 amino acids. The record is from RefSeq and is a predicted model, not a curated record. Gene Ontology annotation, cellular component: L-type voltage-gated calcium channel complex. NCBI's taxonomy places the organism in Eukaryota, Metazoa, Chordata, Actinopteri, Pomacentridae. Gene Ontology annotation, molecular function: voltage-gated calcium channel activity.
AAUAGCCUAUCGCAGUUUGAGACACUCACUUAACAGUCACACACACUCUCGCUGAACCCAAAAAAAGCACACUCCUCAACUCCACCGGUUGGGUUGGGUGGGGUGGUGGGGGGGGGAACAUAAGAUACCAGAUGAGAUUUGUUUCCAAACGCGCACCGAUGGCGGUGUGAGGCGUUUGGCUGGAGAAGUACGCACGGCGGCUGUGGAUUUGUGAACAUAUUUUUUGUUUUGUAUUUUUUUCCUGUUUUUUAUUUGUGCAUCUUCCUCUCCCUCUCUCUGGAUCCUGGUUUUUUUUAAAGGGGAAAAUAACAUGGAUUACUCAUUCUCUCUACUCUUACUCUUGACAACCGUUUCGUCUGUGUCGACUGGACAAUUCCCAUCAGCGCAGAUGGUAAAGGAAUGGGUGGACCUGAUGCAGAAAGAUCUGAUCACACUCACGGACUCAUCCAGCGGCAUUGAAACUCUGAAGAAGAUAUACAGAAAACACAGAACUCACUUCAGCGUGGAGACCAAUAAUGCGAGAGAACUGGUGGCAACGGCAGCAGGGAACAUAGAGAAACUGCUAAAUAAUCGUUCCCAAGCCCUGAAGAGGCUGGCAACAGAAGCAGAAAAGUUUCAAAUGGAACACGAGUGGAGGGAAUACACCGAGGUGAGUCAGCGGCUGCUCCGAGUGGAUGACAAGAUUAUUUACUACAAUGCCAAAGAUGGCGUCUAUAAGACGAGCAAAACUGGAUUCAUUCCAGAUGAUUUCAGUGUAGACCCCGACUUCAAACGGAACGUCUCCUACAACACCACCGCCGUCCACAUCCCCACUGACAUAUACAACGGCUCUACCAUCAUUUUGAACGAGCUAAAUUGGACAGAAGCCUUGGAGGAUGUUUUCCGAAAAAACAAAGAGGAAGAUCCCUCACUCCUCUGGCAGGUGUUUGGCUCUGCCACCGGAUUGGCUCGGUACUACCCAGCAUCCCCUUGGACCGUCACGAGCGACAUACCCGACAAGAUUGAUCUCUACGACGUGCGCAGACGGCCGUGGUACAUUCAGGGGGCGGCGUCACCCAAGGACAUGCUGAUUCUAGUGGAUGCGAGUGGGAGUGUAUCAGGGCUCAACCUCAAACUCAUCAAAUCAUCCGUCAACAAUAUGCUGGAGACCCUCUCCGAUGACGACUACGUGAACGUGGUCUAUUUCAACGAAACGGCCUCGAACGCAGCGUGCUUUCAGAACCUGGUGCAGGCCAACGUGAGGAACAAGAAGAUUCUGAAAGAAGGGGUGCGGAACAUCGUUGCAAAGGGUAUCACCAACUACAAAGGUGGAUUCGAGCUCGCCUUUGAGCAGCUCGCACAGGUGAAUGUGUCCAGGGCCAACUGUAACAAGAUUAUAAUGCUCUUUACUGACGGAGGAGAGGAGAGGGCAGAGGAGAUCUUUCAGAAAUACAACCCGAAGCAGGCGGUUCGCAUCUUUACAUUUUCAGUGGGUCAGCACAACUAUGACAAAGGACCAAUACAGUGGAUGGCCUGCACUAAUAAAGGUUAUUACUAUGAGAUCCCAUCAAUAGGUGCCAGCAGGAUAAACACUCAGGAGUACCUGGAUGUUCUGGGCAGACCUAUGGUUAAAGCUGACAGAAAGGCCAAGCAGGUUCAGUGGACCAACGUCUACCUGGACGCUCUGGAGCUCGGCCUGGUGAUCACUGGAACGCUGCCUGUCUUCAACAAGACCAACACAGGCUCAAAGAAGUCUCAAAACCAGCUCAUCUUGGGUGUUAUGGCCAUUGAUGUUUCCCUGGAUGAUAUCAAAAGACUGACGCCUCGCUUUACUUUUGGACCAAAUGGUUACUACUUUGCCAUCGAUCCCAACGGAUAUGUCUUGCUCCACCCCAAUCUACAGCCACUGAUUGCCAAGUUUGACGAGCCUGUAACACUGGACUUCCUGGAUGCGGAGCUUGAGAACGAGAUCAAAGUGGAGAUAAGAAAAAAAAUGAUCAACGCCGAAACAGGGAAUUACACUAUAUCGACACUGGUUAAAUCUCAAGAUGAGCGCUACAUCGACCAAGGUCUGAGGACGUACACCUUUGCACCAGUGAAGGGGACCGACUACAGCCUGGCCCUGGUGCUUCCUGAGUACAGUAUGCAUUACAUCCGUGCCACAAUCGGCGACACAAUCACCCAGGCAAAAUCAUUUUUGGGCAAGUCAGUUUCUGAAAGCCUGAUGGCAGACAAGUUUGACGAAUACGGCUACACGUUCAUUGCACCGAGGAUGUACUGUAAGGACUUGAAGCCGCCUGACAAGAACAUGAACAACACCGAGUUCCUCAUGGAGUUUAACAACUACAUCGACACCAAGACUCCAAACAACCCCAUGUGUAAUGUGGAGCUGGUGAACCGGUUGCUCCUGGACGCUGGCAUCACCUCGGAUCUCAUCAAGAUUUGGAAAGGAAACGACUUGCAGCUUGGUGUCCUGGCCAGAUAUGUUGCCACUGACGGAGGGAUUACGCGGGUCUUCCCCAAAAGUGCUGGGUUUGAAUGGGAAGAAGAAGCAGAGACGUAUGAGUCCAGUUCCUAUAAGCGCAGUUUGGACAAUGAUCUGUACAUCUUUACUCCAUCACCUAACAGUACCACAAGUGACUACUCAGUCCUGGUGAGCAAAGCAGUAAACCUCAAGAUUGGUGAGAUCAUACUUAAACCAGCUGUGGUCGGCGUGAAGCUGGACAUCAGUGCGUGGAUGACGAGCUUCAUCAACACAACGUACAGGGCAAAUUGCAACGAUGAGAUCUGCGGCUGUCAGAGGAACGAUGCGUACGUAGACUGUGUCAUUCUGGAUGACGGCGGCUUCCUGGUGAUGUCCAAUCAAGAGGAAUAUUUAAAAAAGAUCGGGCAUUUCUUCGGCGUAAUCGAUCCCGUCCUCAUGAAAGACAUGGUCAACUCGUCCCUGUACACCUCUAAGAGCACCUACGACUACCAGUCGCUCUGUGACCCAGAGGAAAAAAGCAAGGCGGCUGCAGGCCUGCGAUCCGUCUACGUGCCCACAAUAGCAGAUAUUUUGAAUCUAGGAUGGUGGGCGACAGCUGCAGCCUGGUCAAUACUGCAACAGUUGCUGGUCAGCAUCACGUUCCCCAAUUUCCUGGAUGCAGCUGAACUGGACGACGAAAUAUCAGAUGCCAUGAGGAAGGAGGGCUGCAUCACGCAGCAGACUCAAUACUUCUUUGAGACGGACAACUUGUCUUUUAGAGGCUCGGUCGACUGUUUCAACUGCUCCAGGCUCUACCAUGCUGAAAAGCUGCCCAAGACAAACCUGGUCUUUAUCAUCGCUGAUGCAAAAGGCACCUGCGAAUCAUGUGACACGAAGCGGUUAGUGCAGGACGAACACAAAUCUGAUGGGCCUGAUCCCUGCAAAGUGGCUCUCAGUCCUCGCUACAGGAAAGGGCCUGCAGUUUGUUUCGACAACAAUGAACACGAGGAGGACCCUGACUGUGGCGGGGUGUCCGGCCUGAGUCCCUCUCUGUGGCUCACGGUUGCCCUCCAGCUGUUGCUGCUCUGGGUUGUGACUGACUCCAGACACCACGCCAUCCCAUCAUGACCUCUGAACAAAGCCCCAAUCGCACCCUCUAUCUCCCUUUCUCCGUACCUCCAACAUGGCAACCAGCAUGCAGCGCUGCCACUGACAUGAGGAACGCCCGACGAGAAGCGCUUGUAACAAACUUUAAAAAAAAAAAAAAAAAAAAAAAACCUGUGAGCCCCACAUUCUGCCAGUUUUCUUCCUUUGACGCCUUUAUUUUCAGGGGUUUCUCAAAGUGAUUUCACAAGGGUACAAGUGACGAAAGAAAUGUAUAUCAGAGGAUAAUGAUUUGAAUGAUAAGAAAAGACCUCGACCUAUCCCUUUCAGUGGUCCCCGCCAGCUGAGAUUAGAGGAAUCCAGAGAUUCGUUUUGAUUGGCGACUUCUGAACUUUUAUCUGGCUGGAUGUCAAUGAUGGGAGAGAUUGGACUGCCUUAUAGUAUCAGAGGAAUUUAAAUCACGAUGGGGGGCGGCGGGGGGGGACUUGCUGUUUAUUCACGAUGUUGAGCAGUUUUAUUCACCACUGCUAGAAACAGCACCGCCCUUUGCAGAGACUUUACUUUGAAUCGAUUUGCAGUGGUUAGUUAUUAGGCAUUUAUUGUUUGUUUUUCUGAUUGAGGAUUUGGCAAAGAUUUCAGUAAGAGACGCCAAAUUGUUACAUCACAAGCUCUUGCCCUUCGUCCGCCUCAGCUGGGUUGCUGAUAAUAAUGUUGUCUCAGUCUGAUUUUUCUUUUUUUUUUUCAAUAACACCACCCAGAACAUUUUCACAGUGUCUCUGAGGGGUGUCGUCUUCACUUCGCUCCGCCGUGCUUUCGUGUAGAUACCGUAUUUGCAGUGUGGAAAUCAUGUUCAUUGUUAUGUUUAUGCACAAAAGCCAACCCUUCUACUGCCACAGAGCACUUGUUCCUGAGUGUACGGAUUUUAACUUUGCAGCUGAUCAUCUUACUAUCAGCCCCGAUCGGAAGUGGUAAAUGUGUCUGGAUUUUCAGGCCCUGAUGUCGGAUUGCUCCGAGGAAAACUUUGUUGCCAUAGCGCGCAUUGACCAAUCAGGAUGAGCGCGGCUGGUGUUCCUGUGCGUGCUCAUUGGACAAAAUCUCUAGUGCCAUGUGGACUGCGUGACUCAGACGAACCCUUUUUAGACUGCGGCUGCCGAAUGGAAAGAAAUGUAGUAUUUAAUUAUUUUACUAUUUACUGGUUGUUUGAACUAAGUGUCAGGACCGCGUUUUACUGUUUGUUUUAUCGCCACCAUGAAAGAAUCUGAACAAGGGUUGGAGGAGAAUUUGUACUCGACGAGUUGGUCUAAAAAAAAAAAAAAGGGAAAACGGUACAUGUGUAUUCACUGCUGUCACUUUUUAAAUUAAAUGACUACUAUCUGCACUGCAAUUCAAAGUGCAGCUGUUAUUUGUCUUUACAGUCUGGUCUCCUCGCUGAAGAACUGAAUGAAUUUGCAGUUUGUUCUACUGUGAUAUCACCGAGUGUAAACCACUACAGAGCAGCGGUCGGUCCAGGCUUACCAUCCUUUUGACUCCCGUAUUUCCUAUUCUUGCAAUAUAAGUUUCAUUUUGUGUGCCUUCUUCUCACAUUAGUUACAAAACCUACCUAAAGUCAUGAAGAAAAUGUGCUGAUUCUACUGUAAAUGGUUUUAAUGGAAUAGUGUCAGCGACAUAGAUUUGCUUCUUUUUUUUUUAAAUAUAUACACUUAUCAGUCAAACCACUGCUUCAAAGCUAAAGAAAUCUGCCAAAAUAAUACAAAAUAAUUUUCACAGGACCAAAACUGGACUCUUAAAGCAGCUAAAAGUUGGAAGAAAUCAAACCACUUAAUGGAUUUCAGGAUGUUCUUAAGAUGCAACAUGUGGGAACCGACUUCCUGAGUUUAUGUAUUUACAAAGUCUUGAGGAUUAGUACAAUAUAAAGGCUGAAAACGUGGCUGUGAUUAUUUGAAAGUUUCAUUUUUACUUCAAACCAGCUGCACUUGAUGCAGUUUCAUCAUUAUUUCUGCUGUUCAGACCUGACCGUCACAAGUUAAAAUCAUUCACCCAGUCUAUAUUCUACGUGUGAAACCUCAUCAGUUCACUCAGAAGGCAGAGAUGCGCCAGAGCCGCAAUCAUUGUGUGACUUGAUAUCUUUCGGGAUGAACGCCACGGUUUUAUCGCCUAAUUACACCUCCCCAGAAACCACCAAAAUAUCUUUCCAGUGUACGGUUACACUCGAAUAUGUUGCUACAUGUUGAGCAUUGGCGUCAAAUGUUACAUUUCAUUUGAACAUUCAACACUUAUCUGUGUUUGGCAUUCAACACAUCAACAGGGGAUGAAAUCUGAGGACGCUAGUUGCACCACUAAAACAAAACCAGGGAGGGCAAGUUUGUAAUCUAUAAACACUCACGGAUGUUUGCAGGAAGUUACUUAAUACUGUGGGGAAGUGAAAACCACAUAAUGAAGCUAUGUGCAUCACGUUACCACUAACAUUUGCUUCACCCCCCCUCAGACUUCUGGUUUUCGCUAAAUAAUCACAUUACGCUAAAUAAUGUCCGUUUUUAUAUAAUAAGCAUUCUUCCGUGUCAAAUCGAGGUAUUCUAGCUGCAGGCAUCUUUUGUGGCAACGCUUCACCGCCAUCAUUAAAUCGUCAUCAGUAAUUUUCCGACUAGUCUAAGGUGCACACUUUACUCCCUCUAUCUUUAACUAUAACCGUUCAACAAAAACAAUGUGGUGAAACUAACAUAGUAUUUAUGCUCCUCUUUUACUAACUCUCAAGAAUAUCAAGUGCCAUACACAUUAGGACUCUUAUUCUCUUGUGGAGAAACCUAUUAUCGUAAUAUCACAUUUAUGCAAUGUUACCAAGGCAAGAUGUAAGUCUCAUAAAUUGUUUCCCUGUGCUGCAUGGUAAUGGCUGAUAAUCUUUCUUAACAAAACUAUCCGGUGUGCUCCUGCUUUAGUGUGUAAUGUUGGGAAGCAUAAUCUCCUGAGUGUCUGGCAUUUGUUCGUGAUAAUAAUAAGGUAUGAUCAGCUAAUACUGCCGUUCUCUUGGGGAGACAGCAUUUGGCUCUGCCCUGAGUCGGCUCGGGAAAGCGAACCUGAUUGGCCAGCGUGAUGUUUGAAAGCGCUCCUGUCUAACUGACGGGUUCAAGCCAUGUGUGAAUCACUCCAAUUUAAAGGACCAUACCAGUGAUUUAGCUCAUUUACUGAAAAUCACGAACCCUUUACAUUACUGCCAACUAUUUUGCAAACCAUGCUGUAGUGUAGAGACCACCACAGAAACAGAAACAUUGGAUGGUUUGCCAUUUCACCUCAAACAGAAAUUGAUGGAACCCUGAAGAUGGACCCUAAUUACUUUGUUGUUCCCUUAACAUUUUAAUGUCAAUUAAUUCCUUGAUUGGGAUGUGAAUCCUUAUUACUUUAUUGUUUCCUUGACUUGAUUAGCACCAUGAUUAGGUUGUGAGUUUUCGUCAUGUAUACAAAGAUGGACAAACCCUCCAUGACAUCCAUAUUUUUCCGAAAAAGUGUUUCUUUCUCUUACUUAGCUUGUUUUGUUACGAUGGGAUUGACCUUGGCAUAAUCAACGACAGAAGCUCCCAAGACAACACUUCUGUCUUUAACAGACAAGUUAAGCCAUGUUUAGGAGCCUCCUCAAUCAUUUUCACUUCCUUCCCAAUAGGAAGUUCCCUGAGUACAUCCAGGUUAGCUUGGUUAGCUGCUCAGUUUUUUAGGCUUGACAUAGAGUAGUACCUUACAGAAAGCAGUUGUGGCUGCAGUCUGGAUUGUGGUACUUCUACAUAGUAGUAGUUAGACAAUUUGUUCUGAACCGUUCCUUCAGCUAUCCAGGUUUUUGUUAACUCGGUAGAUGAUGUUUGUGUAACUCAGGCUAACGCAUCAAGGCGAGCCUGGUUGGUGUUAAGCUAGCAUUAGCCUAUCAGCAGCCACUACUGAGGUCACAACUGACAUUUAUCAGUCGUGAGGAGGAAAUGAUGGAUGCCGAGUCCUCAGUCAUUUUCCCGAGUAGCUCCUCAACCGUGAUGAGAAAUAGUAGCGUAGCAAGGAGUUGGUAGGUGAUGGCAACUCUGACAUUCUUAACAUUAAUGACAUGGAGGAAAAGUAGCAUGACUCCACCUUCCUGGCCCACUCUGUUAUCAAAAACAAUCAGGGAUUACGUCAGGUAACCCAGCAUUUUUGACUCAGUGUGGUGACUCCUGCAGUCACUAUCUAGGCAUUGCCCGACUCUGCCUAGAUCCCAGCUAAUUGAAAAAUGAGCAAAGAGGUAGAGCGUGAUUGUAGCUAUGGCUGAACAUGCAACCAUAGACUGUAUAGCAGCUAUGCCCUUAAUUAGUUAUAAUUCUAAGCCUUUGUACAAUUACAAUGGAUGAGUCACAGAAAGAAAAUCCACCUUCUGGACUGUUUUCAUGAACAGGUAAAUUAACUAGAGACCAAAACAUUGGUUGUACCAGGCUGUAAGUAUGUUUAUUUCUGCUGUAAAUUGGGUCAUUUUAACAUGGGACUCUUUUUUUUUUUUUUUUAGCCAGCCUCAAGUGGCCAUUCGAGGAACUGCACUUUUUAGCACUUCCAUGAUUUUUUCAGCUCCCGAGGUUGCUGGUUGGAUUUCCUUUCCUCUCAGGAUGAAUUGAAAUAUCUUUUGUAAUUCUGUGAUUUUUCCUCUGGCACCAUUGUCAGGAAAAAUGCUACUUUUCCUAGUUAGCAAAUGCUACUUCCUAAAUUACAGCGGUGAUCAUAGCACCUGUAAACACACCUGUUAACAUCAGCGUACAAACCUGAAAUCUGACGGGUUUUUUUGUCAUAAUUGGUUAUUAUGAAGUUGUAUCACCACUAAGAUGGACUUAUUCUGUACUUAAUCAACAUUACCACACAGAAAAGUAGAUUCAUGUAGCCUUGAUGAAGUUCAUUCUGCAACUCAAGCAUAUUGGAGGACUCUUCUAAUUAAAUUUCAUAUUUAAGAAAAAUAAGUGGACACUAGCAACUUACUGAAACAGAAAAAAGUACCCCCAAGCAUCAAGUAAUUGGAAAAUGGUUGGCAGUGAUAGAAGUGUCCGUUAACUGUAGUUGUUAUGCUGUAACUGCUGGUAUGGUCAUUCAAGUCAUUUUGGGCAGAGGAGCACACUAUAAAGAAGAAAUGAGUGAAAACACAGACCCCCCUAAAACGCUCCAACUGGAUCCUUUUGGAAACGCACAGAAAAACACUGGAGAUUGAACUUGAGCGCCAUAGUUGUCCAGAUGUUCCAUUCUACUCUUUAAGUGCUAAAAUCAGAUGCUGUCACCUCAGGAAUAAUAUACUCUCGAUGUGAUAUGAAGUGUUUUUGAUUCUGUUGGUGCUCUCUGUAUGGAUCGUGUGGGUUGGCCUUUUUAUUUUCAGGAAUCUUGAGGACUGCUAAAUGUGUGUGUGCGUGUGUGUGUGUGUGUUGGGUUAUUUUUUUUGUGUCUCUGUUACCUUGCUGCCACUCUUUGGCAGGUGAUUGGCAAAGAGUCAAAUCUGGCUCUGCCUUUGGUUUUACGGCAGGCUUUUUGAUCGAGGCAUCCACCAAGUCACACCUCAGCGGACUCGGCUUUGGGGAGGGUCUUGGUGGGCCUCUCUGUCAGUCUCCCUCGAUUGUGCUUUAAUAUGUUACACUUUAGUGGAACUUGAUUCUCCAGAAUCAGUCAUGUAAAAAAUUGUACAAAACCAAUGUUGUUCUCAACAAAAACAAACAAAAAAAAGAACAAUGUUUAUAAUCCUGGGGAGGAAAAAGUGUUUAUUCAUGUGAAAAUAAGGUAUAUUCAGAAUAAAAGUUUAUGAUUACUAUA